Westerdykella ornata is the source of this 1657-nucleotide messenger RNA. RefSeq lists its product as uncharacterized. NCBI's taxonomy places the organism in Eukaryota, Fungi, Ascomycota, Dothideomycetes, Pleosporales, Sporormiaceae. Bases 326 to 1357 code for a protein of 343 amino acids. Gene Ontology annotation, molecular function: metallopeptidase activity. The record is from RefSeq and is a predicted model, not a curated record. The transcript is spliced from 8 exons.
GUCGCAAGCUAAAUGUGUAAAAGGAGGAGCGGUAAGGCUGAGUGCACGGCCCAAAUGGCUUGCUGGCAUGGUCCAGUCCUGAGCCUGAGCUUUCAAGUUUGGGUCCAAUUUUCAUCAAAGACACGAGAUCCUUUUGGCUUGUUACAAAUCCGUCUAAAAUUAUCGUUAGUCUAGAAAAACGACGAGGCGAUUUCAACGCUUAUGCACAUGAUGUACAUUGCACAGCCGGCAUACUCUGGAUUUCCAACUAUGCCGAAUUGUUAUAAGAUGGCAUGGGGAGGACCUCACUCCCAAGUUCAACAUAGACAUCACACUCUCCUCGACCAUGGGCCCCUUCGUUCGAACCCCGUUGCUGCUUCUCGUCCUCGCCCUCCAGGCUGCUUCGUUUAUCGUCAUCGAUAGGCGAUGCGACGCCUCGGAGAAAGGCGCUUUGGAGAUAGCGAUAAGAGAGACCAAAGAGAUCGCGCAAGCUGCCGUCGAUGCCAUGAAUGCUCGCAAAAUCGGCAACAGUGAGGAGGCCUACAAAGGCGCUUACGAUCCGCUUUUUGGUGCUGGUGCUUAUCCCAACGUAAAAGGUGUUAUGGAGAAAGUUGUCUCGCUGCAUGACGAUCAAGGAUUCGGGGUGACCGUCUACUGCAAGGGCGGCAUGGACCAAAUCUUUGCUUUUGUCCCGGGUCCGCCAGAAAGAACCGAGGACAGGGACUUCCAAAACGCUGGAAAAGGGGAAGGUGAAAGGAAGGUGUAUCCUGCCUUCGCGGGUAAUUAUCAGCAAAUUUUCGGAGGAGACAAAAGCAAUCUAGCCGCUAAUCUCCACGGUUACACGCCGGAGCCCGGCAAAUUCGACUUCGCCAACCAGGCGCACAUCUAUCUGACCAAGGGCGCGUUUGAAAUUGAUCCCAAGUAUGAUAGCCGCCCCGUAAAAACGAUCAGGGAAUCUGGCCUCUCUACUGGGCACUCUCAACUCGAUUCUAUCCAGUCUACGACCACUAUCUUGCUGCACGAGCUGAUGCACGUUGCCGGUGGCUUGAGAGAUCCAUUUAAGCAGCGUCCUGGUAACCGCAUCAGGGAUGGCCCCGACGGUCUACUCUAUGAUUGGAAGCGCUGUGUAAUCGUGGCAGCCAACUGGGACAGAUUUCAGAUAAAAACAGAGGAGACCGCGGACUGCCUCAUGAAGUUUGCUCUUGCUUGCUACCUCCAACCCCCCAACAAGGAUAAUGCGCCUACUUGUUGGAAUCUGGGUAAUGUUGAUCCGAAUACUGGGAAACCUGCUAAGAUCGAAGAGACGGGGGCAUGGAUAAAGAGGAGUUUGGAGGUUAUGGAUGCCCGGGCCAGAUGGCAUGCUCGAGCUUUCCGUUGAGCUCUCUUAAUUUUCGGGAAGAUCAUUGUGGCCGCCUUGUACUUUAGAUUUCUUGACUCCCCGUCCGCCAUAUCGCACGUUUGAAUGUUGGCCGCCUUGCCAUUCUUAUCACAAGCAAGCCUUCUCACCGCGUCAAGUUCCGGUCCCCAUUCUCCCAUCUUUCAUUAAAGUUUGGAUGUCGGAUGUCUGCAUGUUCUUUGGAGCCUUUCCCCGAGGUCUUGAAUGUCCAUGUAGACGUCCUUCAUCGCCCUUCUUGCACUCCCUUUUUGACCUUCUUUGGAGGCUUCAAGCUCGAAACAC